Messenger RNA from Mauremys mutica (yellowpond turtle), 1479 nucleotides. Its product is annotated as E3 ubiquitin-protein ligase TRIM7-like. The record is from RefSeq and is a predicted model, not a curated record. Gene Ontology annotation, molecular function: zinc ion binding; protein binding. The transcript has 7 exons. NCBI's taxonomy places the organism in Eukaryota, Metazoa, Chordata, Testudines, Geoemydidae. Bases 1 to 1479 code for a protein of 492 amino acids.
AUGGCCUCGGGGACUCCUGAACAGGAAAUCACAGAGGAGCCCAUAUGUCCCAUCUGCCUGGAAUAUUUCACAAAGCCGGUGAGCGUAGACUGCGGGCACAACUUCUGCCGGGGCUGCAUCACUCGGUACUGUGAAGAAUGGACAACGGGAGACUACGGGCCUUUGUGCUGCUCUGUCUGCAGAGCUCGGAUCCGGGCAGGGAAUCUCCGGCCCAACCGGAACCUGGCGCACAUAAUAGAAAAACUCCAAGAAGAGGGUUUAAAAGCAGACGAAGCGGGAAAAGAGAAUGUGUGUGAGAAGCACAAGGAGAAACUCAACCUGUUCUGUGAGAAGGACGGGGAAGCCGUGUGUGUGGUUUGCGAGAGAUCUCCAGAGCACAAAUCUCACCCGGUGCUUCUCCUUGAAGUGGCUGCCUGGAAAUAUAAGAAACAAACCCUGACCCAACUGAAGACUCUGAAGAAAGAGCGAGAGGAGCUUCUGGGAUUUAAAGAGACUGAAGAGAGGAAAAUUAAGGAGUACCAGGACAAAAAAGAAGCCGAGAGGCAGAAGGUUGUGUCUGAAUUUGAACAGCUGCACCAGUUCCUGGAGGAACAAGAGCGACUCCUGCUGGCCCGGCUGGGAGAGCUGGAGCAGGAGAUUGUGAGGUGGCAGAACGAGACUGUCACCAAACUUGACAAGGAGAUUUCCCGCCUCAGCGAGCUGAUCGGUGAGAUGGAGGGGAAGGGGCAGCAGCCGGCGAGGGAAUUCCUGCAGGACGCCAGAAGCACAUUGAGCAGGUGCAAAAAAGGGAAGUUCCAGGUGCCGGUGAGGAUCUCUCCUGUGCUGGAAAAAAGACUCAGCAUUUACUCUCAACAAACUCUUGCUCUGAAGGCGACUUUGAGGACCUUCAAAGACACUCUGUCAUCUGACCUGAAGAGGGACUGGGGACUGUCUCCAGCAAGGGGUGUGAAAAAACUAUACAGAAAGGCGAAUGUGACUCUGGAUCCAGACACGGUUUAUCCCGGACUCGUCUUGUCUGAGGAUCGGAAAUGUGUGCACUGUGGAGACACCCGGCAGGAUCUGCCUGACAAUCCCGAGAGAUUUGAUCCUGUUCCCUGUGUGCUGGGAUGUAAGGGGUUCACCUCGGGGAGACAUUGCUGGGAUGUGGAGGUGGGAGGUGGGGAGCGCUGGGCCGUGGGGGUGGCUAGAGAAUCACUGAGGAGGAAGGGACUCAUCGACUUUAACCCUGAGGGGGGGAUCUGGGCUGUGGAGCGGUGUCUGGAUCAGUACCGGGCUCUCACCUCCCCUGAGGUCCCUCUCUCCUUGAGCCGGAACCUCAAGAGGAUCCGGGUUUCUCUGGACUAUGAGGCAGGGCAGGUGGCAUUCUGCUAUGCAGAUAACGAGGCCCCGAUCUUCACUUUCCCACCAGCCACUUUUGCCGGGGACAGAAUCUGCCCUUGGCUCUGGGUCUGGAAAUCACAACUCCAACUGUGUCCCUGA